AAGGCUUGUUAACAUACGUGUUCUACAUGAUGGCGAGCAGGGUGUUUGGGAGGGUACCUUUCACAAGAGUGCAAGAGCGGUGCACCUUGCACCACAAGCAGCAACAGCUGCAACAACUAGUCAGAUGUAGUCACACAGCAGUGGAAAAGCUGACGUUGAGUUACACCCAUGGAGCCAGUUCCACCCCACUGUUUGGUGUGACUAUCGGGAAGCGUCUGCAGCACCAGGCUGAGAUCAACCCGGACAAAGAUGCAGUUGUGUUCAUUCGCGAAAAUGUCAGGAGGACAAUAGCACAGCUGCUCGACGAGGCGGACCAGCUUGCGGCGGGGCUUCUGCAGCUCGGGGUGAGACGAGGAGAGAGGGUUGGGAUAUGGGGGCCCAACUCUCUCGAGUGGGUUGUCACCCAGUAUGCCACGGCCAGAGCAGGGAUCAUACUGGUGAACAUCAACCCUCAGUACAGGGAGAAGGAGUUGGAGUAUGCACUGAACAAGGUAGGCUGCAAGGCUCUCAUAGCUGCCCCAGGAUACAAGGAUAUGGACUACUAUCAGCUGUUGUACAGCAUCAUCCCUGAGUUGGCCACAGCCCACCCUGGAGAUAUCCACAGUCACAUCCUGCCACAGUUGAAACUGCUCAUCAUGAUGGGAGACGACCAAUACAGAGGGGCACUGAAAUUCUCUCAGGUGAUGGAAGCAGGAACUAGCAAGGACAGAGCAGCCAUCUUGGAUUUACAAAAUCGCCUGCAGUUUGAUGAUCCCGUCAAUGUUCAGUUUACGUCAGGAACAACGAGCUUCCCGAAGGGCGCCACUCUGUCCCACCACAACAUCCUGAACAACAGCUACCUCGUCGGGCAGAGACUUGACUACCACCAGAGGGAAACCCGUGUGUGUAUGCCGGUGCCGCUGUACCACUGUUUCGGGAUGGUCUUGGGUUGCCUCCAGAUCCCCUCCCAUGGUGCAUGCUGUGUGUUCCCUUCUCCCAGCUUUGAGGCCGAGGCUACGCUGCAGGCUGUGCAGCAGGAGAGAUGCACCUCAUUGUACGGAGUGCCCACGAUGUUCAUCGACAUGCUGAACCACCCCAACUUCUCCCGCUACGACUACUCCUCCCUGUACACGGGCAUCAUGGCCGGCUCACCGUGUCCUGCUGCUGUCAUGACCAAGGUCAACCAACUCCUGCACAUGCCAGAAGUGACGGUGUGCUAUGGACUGACCGAGACGAGUCCGGUGACAAUGCAGAGUUAUCGAGACAGCCCCACUCAGAAGAGAGUUAGCACAGUGGGCCAGUGUGGGGCACACACAGAGGCCAAGGUUGUGGAUGAGGCGGGGGAGGUGGUACCUGUUGGUACUCCAGGCGAGCUGUGUACGCGCGGAUACACAACAAUGCUGGGCUACUGGAAUGAUCCUGACAAGACAGCUGAGGCCAUCAAGCCAGACCGAUGGUUCUUCACAGGGGACAUUGCCACUAUAGAUGAAGACGGCUAUUGUAAAAUCGUUGGUCGGACCAAGGACAUGAUCAUCCGGGGUGGGGAAAACAUCUACCCAACAGAGAUUGAGGAGCUGCUCUACAAGCACCCCAAGGUCAAGGACGUGCAGGUCAUUGGUGUGCCAGACGAGCGUCUGGGGGAGGAGGUGUGUGCUUGGGUUCAGCUGAAGGAUGGACAGACUGUGACAGACGUAGAGAUAAAGGCCUACUGCAAGGAGAGGCUGGCUCGCUUCAAGGUUCCUCGCUAUGUCCAGUUUGUGACGGAGUACCCUCUGACUGUAACGGGGAAGGUGCGGAAGUACAAGAUGCGGGAAGAUGCGGUGAAGUCGCUUGGGCUUGGGGACAUCCACGCUCACUGAUGUAUGACAGUUACAUUCAACACUGUUUCAGUCACAGAUGAUUGAGUGAAAGUUAUCGCAGCUUCUGUUCAGAUUGUUUGUUUUUGUAUUUGUCUUCCAAUCAAAAUAGGUGACUAUUAUGAGAUACAUCUGAUGACCCUGUAUCCUAGACAGGUCUGUUUAUGUGCUAUGUGUCCAGGGGUGGAUCCAGGAGUUUGGAGAAGGGACAUAUAUCCUGAAGUCCAAAUGUUAGGAGGGAAAAUAAACAAAAACAAAAACAACAACAACAACACACACACACACACACACACACACACACACACACGCGCACACGCACACACAAAACACAACACACACAAACACACACACACCAACACACACAAUACACACACACACACACACACUCUCUCUGGAUCCGCCCCUAGUGUCAGAUACUACAGUGACAUAUGCACUUGUCCACCACUGGCUGCCUGAGGUGUAGGUAGCGUGUAAGUUCUGUGGACAAUGUCCACUGACAUCUCAACAGCAACAUUAAGACAAUCUUAAUGCUGUGAUAAUUGUGGCUCCCACUCUUUCACAUAGACACAUGUCUUAGUGCUAAGAUUGCUCCAUGAUACAAUCAAAAGGAAUACUUGUGUAAGUGACUCAUGUAAGUGCUGCUGUACCCAAGCAGACGCCAUCGGACACACAUUACUUCAUGGCAACUACAGGCAGUAGAAGUGAAGUACCGAGGCAAACUGGAAGAGAAA
Haliotis rubra (blacklip abalone) is the source of this 2566-nucleotide messenger RNA. RefSeq names its product medium-chain acyl-CoA ligase ACSF2, mitochondrial-like. Gene Ontology annotation, molecular function: medium-chain fatty acid-CoA ligase activity. The record is from RefSeq and is a predicted model, not a curated record. The coding region runs from base 27 to 1838 and encodes 603 amino acids. The transcript has 15 exons. Gene Ontology annotation, biological process: fatty acid metabolic process. Lineage: Eukaryota; Metazoa; Mollusca; Gastropoda; Lepetellida; Haliotidae.